AGAUCCCUGGAUCCCACUGCACUGGGAGGUACAGAUCCCUGGAUCCCACUGCACUGGAAGCUACAGAUCCCUGGAUCCCAGCGCACUGGAAGCUACAGAUCCCUGGAUCCCAGCGCACUGGAAGCUACAGAUCCCUGGAUCCCACUGCAUUGGGAGGUACAGAUCACUGGAUCCCACUGCACAGAGCUGCAAAACACUGGAUCCCGCCCCAGGGGCUGUGGGUAACUAGCAAGUGGAGUGACAGGUGGCCCUAUAUGGAAUUCAUACAAUUUGAGGAGUGACUGCUGACUGUUCUCCCAGUAAGAACACUAUGGAUUUCUGGUUUCUGCUCAUAUUUCUAGUAAGCAGUGCGAUAUGCCAGGAUGUGGACAAUGCAACCACCACCACAGUUGCUCCGACAUUCGCAUCCAAUUUUACAACUAGCCCAUCACAAUUAGCUCCACUUGUGAACGUGGAAAAUGAGCCUGCUGCCGGCUCAGCCACCGUGGAUCUGAAAUCAGAAGUUCCUUUCACAACCACAGCAGCUGUGAUGCUCGCCCCAACAUCAAAUGUUACACUCAGUAUCUCUACUCUCAUUCCCACAAAAAAUGAUUCUGAUCAAAGUAACCAGACUGACUUCACGAACAUCACGGCAAUUCCUACCACAGCAGAGGCCUUCGGAGGACCAACCACUGUACUCAUACCGGUGACGGAUGAAAAGACAACCACUGUAGAUGUGAUGGUUACUACAGCAUCAGAAAUAUCCACAAUAGAUGGUGUGACGUCUACAGGUGAGACAGAAGGUCAAGAUGAGACACCCAUUAUUGCAGUAAUGGUGGCCCUUUCAUCACUUCUUGUAAUUGUCUUCAUCAUCAUUGUUCUCUACAUGUUGAGGUUUAAGAAAUACAAACAGGCGGGCAGUCACUCCAACUCCUUCCGUUUGUCCAAUGGCAGAGCCGAUGAUACAGAGCCUCAGAGCAUGCCUCUUUUGGCACGAUCCCCCAGCACUAAUAGAAAGUAUCCUCCUUUGCCUGUUGACAAGCUGGAAGAAGAAAUUAACCGACGAAUGGCUGAUGACAACAAACUGUUUAGAGAAGAAUUCAAUGCUCUUCCUGCCUGCCCUAUCCAAGCUACCUGUGAAGCUGCAUCCAAAGAAGAAAACAAAGAGAAAAAUCGAUACGUGAAUAUUUUACCUUAUGAUCAUUCCAGGCUCCAUCUGACACCCAUUGAAGGGGUUCCCGAUUCUGACUACAUCAAUGCUUCUUUUAUCAAUGGAUACCAGGAAAAGAACAAGUUCAUUGCUGCACAAGGACCAAAAGAGGAGACGGUGAAUGACUUCUGGCGAAUGAUCUGGGAGCAAAACACAGCUACCAUAGUUAUGGUCACCAACCUAAAGGAAAGGAAAGAGUGCAAGUGUGCUCAAUACUGGCCGGAUCAAGGUUGUUGGACAUAUGGAAAUAUCCGAGUAUCCGUGGAAGACAUGACUGUGUUGGUGGACUACACAGUGCGGAAAUUCUGCAUCCAACAGGUUGGGGAUGUCACCAACAAGAAACCUCAGAGACUUGUCACUCAAUUUCACUUCACAAGCUGGCCUGAUUUCGGGGUGCCUUUUACUCCCAUUGGGAUGCUAAAAUUUUUGAAGAAGGUCAAGACAUGCAACCCCCAGUACGCAGGAGCCAUUGUAGUGCAUUGCAGCGCUGGUGUCGGGCGGACAGGAACCUUUAUAGUAAUAGAUGCCAUGCUGGACAUGAUGAAUGCGGAAAAGAAAGUUGACGUCUAUGGGUUUGUCAGUCGGAUUCGAGCUCAGCGCUGUCAGAUGGUACAAACAGAUAUGCAGUACGUAUUCAUAUACCAGGCACUCCUGGAACACUAUCUUUAUGGGGACACAGAGCUGGAAGUCACAUCUUUAGAUACACAUUUACAGAAGCUUUACAAUAAAAUUCCUGGAAACAACAGUAAUGGUCUGGAGGAGGAAUUUAAGAAGUUGACUUCUAUCAAAAUCCAGAAUGACAAAAUGAGAACGGGCAACCUACCAGCCAACAUGAAGAAGAACAGAGUCCUGCAGAUCAUUCCCUAUGAGUUUAACAGAGUAAUCAUUCCAGUGAAACGAGGCGAAGAGAACACAGACUAUGUGAACGCUUCCUUCAUUGAUGGUUAUCGGCAAAAGGACUCCUACAUAGCUAGCCAGGGCCCGUUGCGUCAUACCAAUGAGGAUUUCUGGAGAAUGAUCUGGGAGUGGAAAUCAUGUUCAAUUGUCAUGUUAACUGAGCUCGAAGAGCGGGGACAGGAAAAAUGUUCUCAAUACUGGCCUUCUGAAGGCACAAUGUCUUUUGGUGACAUUACGAUAGAACUCAAAAAAGAGGAGGAGUGUGAGAGCUACACUGUGCGGGAUUUACUGGUGACGAACACAAGGGAAAACAAGGCUCGUCAGAUCAGGCAGUUCCAUUUCCACGGCUGGCCAGAAGUUGGAAUUCCCACAGACGGGAAAGGAAUGAUUAAUAUUAUUGCUGCUGUACAGAAGCAACAACAGCAGUCUGGAAAUCACCCCAUCACUGUUCAUUGCAGUGCGGGAGCUGGCAGGACGGGGACAUUCUGUGCCCUGAGUACUGUGCUGGAGAGAGUGAAAGCAGAAGGAAUCUUAGACGUCUUUCAAACCGUCAAGAGUUUGAGGUUACAAAGGCCACAUAUGGUCCAAACACUGGAGCAGUACGAGUUCUGCUACAGAGUGGUGCAAGAAUAUAUUGAUGCAUUCUCGGAUUACGCCAACUUCAAAUAGAUCCUGGGGGAAAAUGCAACAAUGGCCUUCAAUAUUUUGUAAUAUUCUAUUUGUUAAUAUAUCUAGAUCAGUGUAUAUAUCUUAACUGUUUUAGAAGAUUGGUACAAUGUGCUUUAUAUUAGCUGGAGAUUUUAUAUGUAGCAAAGUGAUUUUAGUGCAGGUAGAUCUUUUCUUUAUUUUUUUUUAUUUUUUAUUUGAAUUUGUUUUCAUUUGGAUAAAAUAGCUUGAUGUUUGGAUUAAUUGUUUCAAAAUCAUUUCCCUCUCCCCCAACUUGCAAUUUUCUGUGUAUCCAUUUGUAACUGGGAGAAAAGCCUUUCGGAAUCUGUUCUAGAUAUCUUGAAGAACGAACAGCAGAAUGGCUCCACUGUGAUGAAUUUCUGCAGUUUCCAUCACUUAAAGUUGUUUUAUUCUGUAAAUAAAUAUAUAAAUAGAAAAUAUAUCAUAGAUUUUUGUAUGAAAUUACAAAUAUUAGUCUGGCAGUUAUUCCUACACACCACUCUGUUUUAACCUCUGAGCUGCUGGUGAAUCUUGAGUAUUUUGCAGUGGUGAAGUGGUUUUGGCCUUUAAUACUUUCGGUGGGACUUAUACUCCUGCCCCUAUAGGUACCGAAGGUUAACCUGCUGGUCUCUCACACUAUGGACUAUCUCUGAACAUUCCAAAUCCCUCCAGAGAGUCAGGAGCAGUCUGAAAUGUGUUAAUAAUCACCAUUACAUCAGUGUUAUAUAGCUCUGUUUAACAUAGAGUUCGAUGACCAUGAUUUGGUAAGGCUGUCCAAUUCAAGUCUUCAAGUGCCCGGGACACUACAUGACUUUAGACUAAUGCUUAGUGAUGGUCAAAGCCAAUUCAUGUUGACUAGAGAAGUCCUAAACCUCUGUUUGGAUUAUGGAUUAUGGACCAUUUGGAAAAGCAAAUUGGAUCAUCUGCGCUCUAGACUUUCGCAGCUCCAUGGUGGUGGUUGAUUGGACCUUGAUAUUUCAAGACAGGUUUUUUUUUUGUAAAAUAAAUAUUUACAUCAGAUUAGAAAAGUCUACUUUGCUUCCAGGGCAGCUAAGACAAACAUUAGAUUGUUUAGCAGCUGCCAUAAUUAUCUCCACCAAAAGAGUCUAGAAUUUGAUGUCUAAGGUGUGUUUUGUCUGAUCCUCCUGAACCUGUCAUUAUUCGGGUUGACUAACAAGACGUUUGUACAGUAUUACAGAAAGAAAAGGCCUCGCUUUAACAAAAUGAUGCUCCUUGCAGAGUAAUUUGUAAUGUUACUUUCUGCAUUGGACUCCUUAAGAACUACAAAACAAUGUUUAAUUUAGUUAUUGUGGUACCUAAUUUCACUCUGAAUAGAAUAAAACAUUUUAUUUCCUCCGGA
Messenger RNA from Pelobates fuscus (common spadefoot toad), 4112 nucleotides. It is a transcript of the gene PTPRA, whose product is annotated as protein tyrosine phosphatase receptor type A. Gene Ontology annotation, molecular function: protein tyrosine phosphatase activity. The transcript has 23 exons. NCBI's taxonomy places the organism in Eukaryota, Metazoa, Chordata, Amphibia, Anura, Pelobatidae. Bases 311 to 2755 code for a protein of 814 amino acids. The record is from RefSeq and is a predicted model, not a curated record. Gene Ontology annotation, biological process: protein dephosphorylation.